GAUAAUUAGUGCCUUAAAAGCUGCCAUGAGUGAUGUUGUUGAGAAGACACUCAGUGCUCUUCCGAGUCUGCUAUCGCUAGAUUCUCAACCAGGAGCUGGGAAACUCUCCUCUACCUCUAAAUUAGGCAGUUUGAUACGAAACAUCACUGAACUGACGUCUAAACAUGAAGAAGAGAAACUCAUUAAACGGGAACUGGCAGCUCUUAAAGAGCAGGUUUCUUCACCAAACACUACCAUGAAACAGAUGAGGGAGGCGAUGGUGAGAGCCAUCUACUGUGAGAUGUUGGGAUAUGAGGCCUCCUUCACGUACAUCCAUGCCAUCAAACUUGCCCAGCAGGGCACUGUACUUGAGAAGAGAGUGGGCUACCUUGCGGUAUCAUUAUUUCUCAACGAAAGCCAUGAUCUUCUGCUGCUGCUUGUUAAUACAGUGUUAAAGGACCUUCAGAGCUCAAAUCUCAUUGAGGUUUGCAUGGCUUUAACUGUCGUCAGUCAAGUGUUCCCCAAGGACAUGAUACCUGCCAUACUUCCAGUGGUUGAGGAAAAGCUAACACAUCCAAAGGAGAUUAUCCGACGGAAAGCAGUCCUGGCCUUGUACAAAUUCUAUCUGAUUGCUCCCAAUCAGGUCCAGCAUAUUCACGCCAAGUUCCGGAAAGCCCUUUGUGAUAAAGAUCCUGGUGUCAUGACGGCCUCCUUGCACAUCUACCUGCAGUUGAUCAAGGAGAGUCCAGACAUGUACAAGGAACUGACAGGCAGUUUUGUGACUAUCUUGAAGCAGGUUGUUGGGGGGAAACUUCCCAUAGACUUCAACUAUCAUAGUGUUCCGGCCCCUUGGCUCCAAAUUCAGCUGCUGCGAAUCCUCGGUCUGCUUGGCAGAGAGGACCAGAGCACUAGUGAACUGAUGUAUGACGUUUUAGACGAGUCACUGCGAAGAGCAGAAAUGAAUCAUAAUAUCACGUACGCCAUUCUGUAUGAGUGUGUAAAGGCCAUUUACUCCAUCUACCCUAAAUCGGAACUGUGUGAAAAAGCGGCCAAAUGCAUCGGAAACUUUGUCUUAUCUCCCAAGAUCAACCUUAAAUAUCUGGGGCUGAAAGCCCUCACCUACGUGGUCCAGCAGGAUGCUAACCUGGCCUUACAACACCAGAUGACUAUUAUUGAAUGUCUGGACCAUCCUGACCUCAUCAUUAAAAAGGAGACUUUAGAGCUGCUCUUCCGGAUCACCAACACCCAAAACGUGACCGUUAUUGUGGAAAAGAUGCUUGGUUUCCUCAAGCUGAGUAAUGAUGACUACACCAUUGUCGAUCUCGUUGGGAAAGUUGCAGAGCUGGCAGAGAAGUAUGCGCCGGACAAUGAGUGGUUUAUCCAGACGAUGAAUGAAGUGUUUUCCUUUGGAGGGGACAUGAUGCAACCUGACAUCCCAAACAGCUUCCUCAGGCUCUUAGCAGAAGGCUGUGAGAGCGCAGAGGAAAGCAGGCAGUUGAGGCUCUAUGCUGUGGACUCGUAUCUGGCUGUGCUGCAAAAAGACUCCGCCCACUUGCCUCAACGCUUUCUGCAAAUCAUCAGUUGGGUUUUGGGCGAGUACUCACACCUGAAGGAGGGGUUGGAUGUUCAGGAGGUCAGACAGCUCUUGAUGAAGCUGUUGGAUCGGAAGGGCGUUACCACGGAAACCCGAUGCUGGGUCCUAAGUUCCCUGAUGAAGUUAUGUGAGGGUCCUGGUGCUGAUGAAAUGGCGCAGGAGCUGGUGGAGAGGUGGGGCUCAUCCCUGGAUCCUCUGCUCCGUCAGCAGGCCCAGGAGCUGCUGUGUCUGAGCCUGGACAAGGAUCUCCGAACCCGGACACUGCCCCUUGCCACCACCUGGGACGGUCUGGAGGUGGACUCAUCUCUGUCUUUCCUGGACGGCUUUGUGGCAGAGGCUCUGGCUGCUGGAGCAGCACCGUACAAACCGCCUCAUCAGAGGCAACAGGAGCAGUGCCAGGAGAAAGCAUUGUCUCUGGAACCUUACGGCCUUUCCCUGCCGGUCAGUCUGUCGUCCUGCAGCCUCACAGACAGACAAUCCCCCACCCUCCUGUCCAUGAGCUCAGGGCAGUCUGGGAACAGCACAGAGCCAUCAAACAAAGCUGGCUCGAGCAAGCUAAACCUAGAGGGGGUGAAGAGAGUCUGGGGGAAAGAGGGAUAUCUUCCCCACAGGGAGGUGCCAGAGGAGUCUGCCCCCGUAGAGGAGGCCAGCAGUGCAGUGCAGUCUUCCAGCCAGCAGGGUGGCGCCAGUGACAAGAGUUCCAUGGCUCACACUGAACCCGUAGAACAGGACAAAGAAAAACAGCAACUGGCCUCCUCUUUAUUCGUCGGCCUAGGUUCCCACAACGCCACGUCUCUGAUGGGAAAAAGUGAAACUCCAUCUCAGAGGUUCAGGAGGAAACCCCGAACGCAGGUAUCCACAUCAUCAUCUGUCACCAGUGAGAAAUCUGACUCCUCCCACUCCUCCCGCAGCACUGUGGACAGUUUUCUCUAUGGCAGCCUACUGGAGGAGGAGCCAGUUCUGCCCCAACCAAACACUAGCCACACCCCCAGAGUCACUACAGCCAAUGGUUCCAGUGAAACCAAGACUCAGAGUUUCAUUCCAACCAAUGGCACGUUUGAAGGUGAAGAAGCAGAAGAAGAGGAGGAGGAGCCAACACAAACUGAAAAUGACAUUACAUCAGUGACUGCACACAGGACAAAACAGGGGUCUUUGAUAAUGAAUAGUGAUAUGGUGAUAGUCCAGCCCACCAUGUGGUCUGACCAACCCAAGGACUGGUCUCAGGAUGACAGUGGUGACCUACUCUCGUCUGGUUCUGACACACACAUGGAGACCAGUCCCCUCUUACUGCUGCCUGCUGACCUGAGAGACCUUCCCCACUCCAACAUUAACACACUGGCAGCAGACCAAAGCCUGCUCCUCUCCUCUUGCCAUGUCUACAGAGACGACGCCCUUGUCUUAGUUAUAUUUCUGUCCAAUUCUGGGGAAACACCCAUCCAAGAAAUAGCUGUCCAACUGAACUGUGAGCAGUUAGAGGUGGCCAGUCUCAGAGGUAAUGUAAUAGACACACUUGAUGGACUGGGUACAUCAGUGUGUCGAUACACUCUGGUCAUGGAUGGUGCACACACACAGGUGGAAAUGACAGGGACAGUGUCUUACCAAGCAGGGCCUGGUCACACACAAACACUGCCGUUCUCCAGCAAGCUGUCGCUGGCUGACUUCAUCAGGCCUUUGGUGAUCACCACAGAGGAGUAUGGGAAAUUAUGGUUGUCCUUUUCUCAUGACGUCAAACAGAACCUUAAACUCUUAAAAGGCGACAGAGACCCCCUCGUAACUACACUUGACGCCCUGAAAGAGACACUCCAGCUGCACAUAGUGGACAUCAUAGGUUCGGAGGGCAUCGUCGCCUGUCGCCUGCUCCAGGGUGCCCCCUGCCUGCUGCACUGUCGUAUCCAUGGUGACUCGCUGGCUGUGUGGCUGCGUUCUUCUCUGCCCGGUCUCCCAGACUGCGUAUUGUACUAUUGCCAGAAAGCCCUACUCGAGCACUGAGCUUCCAGAAACCUCCAUUUCU
This is a messenger RNA of Chanos chanos (milkfish), 3584 nucleotides long. It is a transcript of the gene ap4e1, whose product is annotated as adaptor related protein complex 4 subunit epsilon 1. NCBI's taxonomy places the organism in Eukaryota, Metazoa, Chordata, Actinopteri, Gonorynchiformes, Chanidae. Gene Ontology annotation, biological process: intracellular protein transport; vesicle-mediated transport. The coding region runs from base 26 to 3562 and encodes 1178 amino acids. The transcript is spliced from 21 exons. The record is from RefSeq and is a predicted model, not a curated record. Gene Ontology annotation, cellular component: AP-4 adaptor complex; membrane coat.